AUGGCGCCCGAGGAAGGGGAUUUGAAGAAGCGUGUGGCGCGUAAGCUGACGAAGAAGAGAAGAGAUGGCCACCAGGCCACAAUGGAAAUUCCGGAACGCUUUCGGGAGGGCGACGAUGAAGAUGAGGAUUGUACAGCUCUCCAUGGAGCUAAUGCCUACCUGAACCAGUCGGUCUUUGGCAUGAUAGCUGCAGCUGGCUCUCGAACAGACUUCAAUGCCAGGUUCGAUGGACAGUCCAGCGACGAGGAAGAUGACUCGGGUGAGGCCUCUAACCAGAGCUCUGAGCUCCAGGUAGACAAGACUCGGAAAGGGAAGUCGUCCCCAAAGCCAGAGAAGCACCACCGACGAAAGUUCUCAGAGAAUAGACUGCUGCGUUCCAUCUCAGGAAUAGGGUCCAAGUCGAAAUCCAAGGCGUCCCCGACCCGGACAGGUCCUCCUACCCCCGAGUCGACUUUCGCUACCCCUACUCCAGAGAUACAAGUCGACCGUACAACUUCAAGAGAUGCCCCCGUCAUGAGUCGCAUGCUAGAGGCAAGGGCAGAGCUCUCUAUGCGGCCAAGCUUCGACCUGUCACGAACGACUGAACCUGCAGAGAUGGAUGAGAACGGGCAUCAGACUUCGAGCAGUUUGGCGAAGCAACUAAUGGAGAUAUUCCAGUUUGACACUCCCGAAGAUGUGAUUGAAGAAUAUCCAUGUUGGCUCUUAAAGAGCGUCUUGCUUCAAGGCUAUAUGUAUAUUACGACAAAGCAUAUAUGUUUCUAUGCAUACUUACCAAAGAAAUCUAAUGAAGUAGUAAAAUCUGGCUACCUUGCGAAAUCAGGACGACGAAAUCCUAAAUAUAAUCGAUAUUGGUUCCGACUCAAGGGUGACGUGCUAUCAUAUUACUCUGACCCAUCGGAUCUAUACUUCCCAAGUGGAAACAUCGACCUAAGAUAUGGAAUAUCUGCAAACGUGGUGGACAAAGAGAAAGGCAAGGAUGCUACGCACUUUACGGUUGUCACGCACCAGAGGAAAUUCAAUUUCAAGGCCGACAGUAUGCCCAGCGCGAAAGAAUGGGUCAAAGCUCUACAGAAAAUCAUAUUUCGGUCUCACAAUGAUGGAGAUAGUGUCAAGAUAUCCCUGCCAAUUGAGAAUAUCAUGGAUAUUGAGGAAAGUCAAAUAGUUGACUUUGCAGAUACUUGCAAGAUUCGUGUCAUUGACAACGACGAGACUUAUGCAAUUGACGAGUAUUUCUUCUCGUUCUUCAGUUUUGGCAAAGAGGCCCUGAAUGUCUUGCGAAUUCUAGUAGAGGACACGACAGCGCAGCAAAUACCCGAAGCUAUGUUAAGUCCAACAGCAGCGCAAGUUGAAGGAAAAGAUAGCCCAAAAGGGCGCAUAAGUCUCCCCAAACGAAACUCCUCGAAUUCUGUGCACUCGCCACGCGAAUCCCGGCCAAUGCCACCCCCGCCUAUUCGAACCACGACACCAGUACUUGAGGAAAGCGUUAGAGCAACUUUAUCACCAAUAGGCGCGCCAAGUCCUCGAGCUAGUACAGAAAUUAGCCGAGCGAGCUCUGAUGCCUAUCGUAGAAGCAUGGACCUCAAGGCAUUUGGACGACGAAGCGUUGAUUUGAAUAGACUCAAUAUGGAUGGUGCAGGUGGCCGACGCAGCCUCAGCGCAAGCCGAAGCUUGAGUAGAAAUCGAGUUGACGGAGAACGGCGACCUUCAGAAAAGCAAGGAUCAUCGGAUUCCUAUGUACAUUCUCUAGAAGAACCUGGGUCUUCCGGCGCACUUCCUUCAGCGAGCGAUGGAACCCAGGCAUCAGCAAGUCAAAUAUUGCGAGGUUCCGACGUUUUCCUUUCACCUACAAUACAACGCGCUGCCUCGGCAACACGAAGUCGCGACCCAGAGUCAUCGCCAAACGAUGAUUCACGAUCUGAUUCACCGUCACGAAACACAGUAAAUCUCGGAGGCCACCCGCCAAUCAGACAUCCUGCCACCACAGGCUCCUUGGACGGUUCCAACGCCGGCCAAGGCGAAGCAUCAGCAUCUGCGCCUACCUUACAAACUCUCGUCAAGGCUGGGGCAUAUCCACUACAAAGAGCUGCAGGUUUUGCUGGUUACCUCAACAGGCAUUCAAAGCGCAUGAGCAACCUUCUAGCCACCGAGUCCAUGGGUUACGUUGAGAAAGUAUCAGGCAUGUGGAAAGGAGGCAAGAAACACUAUGAUGAGCCAGCAGCACUUGGUUCCGAUGACGAUAUGUAUGGCGACAUCGAGGAUGAGCAAUCUGGAUCUGGAGACCGCUUUCGAGAGCACUUUGCGCUUCCCGCGUCUGAGAAACUGCAAGCUGCAUACUUUGGCUUCCUGCACCGAGUUCUACCUCUAUACGGAAAGAUCUACAUUAGCGACAGAUCAUUCUGUUUCCGAAGCCUGCUACCCGGCACAAGAACGAAACUCAUUCUUCCUUUGAAAGAUAUCGAAAAUGUAGACAAGGAGAAAGGCUUUCGUUUCGGAUACUCCGGGUUGGUGGUCGUUAUCAGGGGCCACGAGGAACUAUUCUUCGAAUUUCCGCAAUCCGAAACUCGGGACGACUGUGCUGUAACGCUUUUGCAGAACCUGGAAACUAUGCGAUAUCUGAAAGAGUCUGGGCUCUUGACUAUGGAAGAGAAAGAGAGCGCAGAAAAUGCGAGUGCUGAGCAUAAGGCUUUACAACAAGCACGAUAUGAAGGGCAUGCAGAACAUGAUGUCAAGAUGCCAAAGUCUGCCGAGGAGGCUAGAGCUGAUGGACCACCGAUCUUGUUCGAUGACCCUCGAGCCUCAAUACUUAAUUUCAAACCCACCGAGUCUCUAAAGAUCACAUGCUUGACUAUUGGAUCACGCGGCGAUGUUCAACCGUACAUUGCACUCUGCAAGGGCCUCAUUGCCGAAGGCCAUCGGCCUAGAAUAGCAACACAUCGUGAAUUCCAAGGAUGGGUCGAAAGCCACGGGAUCGAAUUUAAGCCGGUGGAAGGAGAUCCUGCUGAGCUCAUGCGAAUCUGCGUUGAGAACGGCAUGUUCACUUACUCGUUCUUACGCGAAGCAUCAUCAAAGUUCCGAGGCUGGAUCAACGAGCUUCUCACCUCUGGUUGGGAAGCAUGCCAAGGGUCUGAUCUCUUGAUCGAAAGUCCGAGUGCUAUGGGUGGCAUUCAUAUUGCCGAAGCUCUGCAGAUUCCCUAUUUCAGAGCCUUCUCUAUGCCGUGGACUAGGACUAGAGCUUACCCUCAUGCAUUUGCUGUUCCGGACCACAAGAUGGGAGGUGCAUAUAAUUACAUCACCUACGUGAUGUUCGACAAUGUCUUCUGGAAAGGGAUUGCAGGUCAAGUCAAUCGCUGGAGAAGAAAAGAAUUGGGCCUCCAAGCCACGAGCCUCGAGAAGAUGCAACCGAACAAGGUCCCGUUCUUGUACAACUUCAGCCCAGCCGUUGUUGUACCACCACUCGAUUACAGUGAUUGGAUUCGUGUCACGGGGUACUGGUUCCUGGAUGAAGGCGGUGAUUGGUCGCCACCACAAGAGUUGACCGACUUCAUCAAGAAGGCUCGCAAUGACGGGAAGAAGAUUGUAUACGUUGGAUUUGGAUCUAUUGUCGUCAACGAUUCAGCAGCUAUGACGGAAACCAUCGUGAAAUCGGUGCUGAAAGCUGACGUUCGAUGUAUUCUGUCCAAGGGCUGGUCCGAUCGGCUCGACAAGAAAGAUGCUGCAGCCGUUGAAGUGCCUUUGCCUCCUGAAAUACAUCAGAUAAAGUCAGCUCCUCACGACUGGCUUUUCAAACAAAUCGACGCGGCUGCUCAUCACGGAGGUGCUGGUACUACGGGUGCUAGUCUUCGUGCAGGAAUCCCUACUAUCAUCAAGCCAUUCUUUGGUGAUCAGUAUUUCUCCGGCUCGAGAGUUGAGGAUCUUGGAGUUGGUAUCUUUUUGAGAAAACUCAACAUAAGCUCUUUCGCGCGUGCGCUUUGGGAAUCAUGUAAUAGUCAACGGAUGAUCAUCAAGGCCAAAGUAUUGGGAGAGACGAUCAGAAAGGAGCAUGGUGUGGAUACAGCUAUCCAAUGUAUCUACCGUGACCUUGAAUAUGCCAAGUCACUCAUCAAGCGCAGAGAUGGCAAGACAGCUGACGACACACUCGAAGAUUCAGAAGAGAGCUGGACAUUUAUUGGCGACGAGCAUGACCCGGAGUUGGUCAAGCGAAUUCAUGACUGGGAGACCAUGGCGCAAAGUGGGAACUUGGCAACAUCUUCAAUACAGCCAAGGCGAAGCCAGGAUACUGGUAGGGCGUUGGGAUUAAAUGUACGAGCGAGGAACAAUGCUGCAUAG
Molecule: messenger RNA, 4326 nt
Organism: Mollisia scopiformis
Lineage: Eukaryota; Fungi; Ascomycota; Leotiomycetes; Helotiales; Mollisiaceae
Product: sterol 3-beta-glucosyltransferase
Exons: 5
Coding region: 1-4326 (1441 amino acids)
Biological process (GO): carbohydrate metabolic process
Molecular function (GO): hexosyltransferase activity; UDP-glycosyltransferase activity
Source: RefSeq, a predicted model, not a curated record